CCGACGAGAGAACACCGCGCCGCGAGCGCACAGCGGAGAGCGAGCGCGCGGCGAUGGCGCGAUGAAGGCGAGCGCGCGCGCGGCGGUUUGCUGGGCCCUGCUGUGCUGCGUGGGCGCGCUGGCCGCGCCGCGCCACGAGGGCGGGCUGGCCGCGCCGCGCCGCCGCUACUGCGAGCGCGCCGACGUGGCCUGGAGGGCCUACCGCGCCCCCGCCGCCUUCGAGGCCCGCGUGCAGUCCCUCGCGCGCGACGCCGCCACCGUGCAGGUGCACCGCGUGCUGCGCCGCCAGGGACACUGGCCGCGGGACAACUCCAUCAUCAGGCUCAAGCUGCCCAAAGACUCUUUAGAGUGUACCGGACGUUUCGAAGUGCCGUUGAAAAACAGACGUAACUAUAUCGUGUUCGCGGAGAGGCGGGGUCACACCGCCGUCGCGCUGGGCCCGCCGCUCAAGAGGACCGGCAAGUUGAUGCGGAGGAUCCGCGCCGUCUACCAGCCGGGAUACAGUAGUCCAGCGCGCGUGGAGCCAAUGCAGUCAGUCCGGGUGACGCGAGGUAACCGCGUGCGGCUGGAGUGCAACGCGAGUGCGCGCCCGCCGCCGCGGAUAUCCUGGUACAAGGACGGGAACCCUGUCGCCGAUAUCGCGCUCAGGAGGUUCCGGGUACAGAACUUUAGGAGGCGCUCGGUAUUAGUGAUAAGACACGCCCGGCGAGAAGAUACAGCGCGGUACGAGUGCCGGGCGCAGGGUGCGGUCGGGCCGCCGGCGGUUGCGACCGCGAACGUCAGCGUUCUGCCGCCAGUUACUGCGGCUCCUGACACCACGACGCUUGGUGCCCCGUGCCCGAUGCCGGACCCCUCGUCUUACUGCCUCAACGGAGGGACCUGUUUGUUCUUCGAGCUCGUGCAGGAGCAAGCUUGCAAAUGUCCUGAAGGCUUCAACGGGCAACGUUGUGAAAACAAGGACGUGUCGAAUAGGAGCAGUAAAGGCGAGCGGUUAUGGUGACGACAUGAACGAAAGUAAUCGACACAGCUGAUACGAAUCGGAGAAAACAUUUGUAGGUUUAAAGCAAAUAAGCAUUCCCAUGUAGUACCCGUAACUUCAAAAUUUUAGACAUGUUGUAAAUAAAUUAUAAUUAUUCUACAUAAGGAAUGUGGUAAAAGUAAUUGCCGAACGCAAGUGGAGAUGGGCGGGACACAUUGCUCGAAUGAGCAAAGAAAGAUGGACCCGGAGAUUGUUGGAGUGGCGCCCACGAGCAUUCACAAGACCGAGAGGAAGCCCACCAAUGACGUGAAGGACGACAUCGUGCGGCACGCAGGAUAUGACUGGAUGUCGAUAGCCCAAGAUCGUCGGAAGUGGAAAAACAUGGAAGAGGCCUACGUCCAAAAUUGGAUAUGAAUUUAGGCUGAUACAGAUAGACAUAGAAUUAUAACCAGUGCCAACCCACCAAUAUAAUUUAAUUGUAUUCGGAUUAGAUAUUAGGAAUAAAAGUAUUGAAAAAAAAGUAAAACAUGCAAGAUCAAAAAAAAAGUAAAACAGGCAUUAUACUUCGUGCACCCUUUACGACGAAUCAAAUAUUUAGCAAAAAAAAAUACUCUUUAAAUUACUCAAAAUAUUGUAUUGUGUAAUUGUUUUACUUUAAUAGGUAAUUAAGGAUUAUAUUCUAGCUUUUUGUAUAUUUUCCUUUGUACAAUACUCUAGGUAUUUAGAUAAUAACGAAUUUUUGGUGCUUAAAAUUAUAAUUAACGACUUGAGUAAUUCCAUUCGAUGUUCCUGCUCAAAUAAAAAAAUAACUAACUGCGUAACUGCUUUUUUCGAAAGUAACCAAUGUAUUAUUCGGUAGGUACUUACCUAGUUAUAUUUGUAACGUACCAACGUCAUUCUUUGUCAGAGCUUUUAAAAUAGUAUUUUAUGCAACAGUUGUAUAAGAAGGGUCAAAAAAUGCGAGUGGCGUGAGUUGCGAUGUGAGCCUUGGCGAACAUCGCAAUAAGAGACGCCACGAGCAUUUUUUGACCUAGUUAUACAACGUUGCAUACAAUACUUUUUCUACGACGACGUAAUUUUAAACGAAACACAAAAAUUUUCCAAUUUAUUUUCCAACGCGCGGGAAAAUGGCGGCAAAUGUAUACUUUUUUUUUAUAGUAUAUCUAUGGCACCAAACAAAGUAAAGGUGCCAGUUUCCAGGUCAAAAAAAAAAAACAACAACAAUGCUUUUUUGGCGACAUUAUAGUACAGUUACACUUUGUAAACAAUGCUUUUAUAGGCCAUAGAGCGUACACUUUUUCAAAGAGUUUAAUUAUGUAUGUACUUAUAUUAGACUUUUUGGUUAUUUAAAUGCCAGAUUAAAGUAGAGGAGUAGAAAAACUUAUUUAA
This is a messenger RNA of Pectinophora gossypiella (pink bollworm), 2368 nucleotides long. RefSeq names its product protein vein (gene vn). Gene Ontology annotation, cellular component: axon; plasma membrane. The record is from RefSeq and is a predicted model, not a curated record. Gene Ontology annotation, molecular function: cell-cell adhesion mediator activity. Gene Ontology annotation, biological process: axon guidance; dendrite self-avoidance; homophilic cell-cell adhesion. The transcript is spliced from 6 exons. NCBI's taxonomy places the organism in Eukaryota, Metazoa, Arthropoda, Insecta, Lepidoptera, Gelechiidae. The coding region runs from base 62 to 1000 and encodes 312 amino acids.